Molecule: messenger RNA, 2727 nt
Organism: Amyelois transitella
Lineage: Eukaryota; Metazoa; Arthropoda; Insecta; Lepidoptera; Pyralidae
Product: ice-structuring glycoprotein-like
Exons: 1
Coding region: 1-2727 (908 amino acids)
Source: RefSeq, a predicted model, not a curated record
AUGGAGCCCCCCCCCCGGGAAGGGGUAGGUGCGGGUCCCCCGCACCCCUCCCCCGACAUCGCCCCAACGCAUACGCCACCAGCGGCGUAUGCUACGCCGACGGGCGUUUUUCACGCGCCCGCCGCCGCCGUCUCCGCCGCUGCUGUCGCCGCUGCGCUAACUGCCGCCGAUGCCGUCGCCGCGGCCUCCGCCGCCGCAGUUACGAACACCAACACGGCGACGACGACGACCGCAGCAGCACCUAUUGUAACUGCCGCCGUCACCGCCGCCGCCAUCACCACCGCUGCCGCCACCGCGGCCAACACCGCUGCCGCCACCGCCGCCGCCACUUCCGCCGCCGCCGCUGCCGCCGCCGCCACCACCGCCGCCGUCAGCGCCGUUACCCCGGCCACCGACGCCUCCGCGGCAGUCAGGACCGCCUUCGACGCUACCGCCGCCCUCGCCGCCGCACCCACACCCGCGCCCCUCGCGUCCCUGUCCCCAAAGGGAUGGAUGAAGAGGGACGCGGAGAUUCUAGUUCGGCUAGUCAAGGGGAACUGGCUGUCGCCGGGGUUGGCCCAAUGGAUGGCCGUAUACCUGCGCCUCCAAGAAAAUGAGGUGCGGGGGGUCGCCCCGUCGGUCGCCGACCUGACGGCGUUGGACGCGGCGAGGCGGGGGGUGAUUGCACUGCCCCCCGUCGAUAUGGGAACUCCGAGGGGGAGGGUAAUUACCUCCCUCCUGAAGAGGCCGGCCAGCCCAGAAGAAGAAGGCCAAAAGAAAAAGCCGCGCGCCAUCAACAUGGGGGAGGAGGAAUCCCGCUCCUCCACGCAGGAGCCGUCGUCGUCGGGGUCUAUGGCGGACCUGACGAUGACGGAAGCAAGCCGCCGCCCCCUGCAGCGCGCGGCCACAAUGGCGUCGGAGCGCGGCUCUGAGGCCGCCGCCGCCGCCGCCGCCGCCGCCGCCGCCGAUGCAAUGAUGAAGCCUCCGCCGGCCGGAAGAUCAGCGAUCCCGAGAUGGCAGUCCCGGGACCCGCGCCGUGCCCAAGCGGGGGCGGACUCAAAUCGCGCGCCCGCCCACGCGUCCGCCCAGGCGCCCGCCCAGGCGCCCAUGCAAGCGGCCGCCCACGCAGCCGCCCGCCCGCCCGCCCAAGCAGACGUCCGCCCGCCUAACCAGGCGCCCGCCCAACCAACCGCCCGCCCGCCCAGCCGGGCGCCCGCCCAACCAGCCGCCCGCCCGCCCAACCAGGCGCCCGCCCAACCAGCUGCCCGCCCGCCCAACCAAGCGGCCGCCCAACUAGCCGCCCGCCCGCCCAACCAGGCGCCCGCCCAAGCGGCUGCUCGCCCGCCCGCCCAGACGCCCGCCCAAGCAGCCGCUCGCCCGCCCGCCCAGGCGCUCGCCCAGGCGCCCGCCCAGGCCCCCGCCCUUGCGCCCGCCCACGCGCCCGCCCAACGCGCGCCGCCCUCGCUGGCCGCUCCCGCGGUAUCAUUUGCCCGGGUAGCGGCUAACACCGGAGCCCCGCUUCCCCAAAGGAAAGGGGCACAACGGGGAGCGGUACCUCGCGCCCCGCCCACCACCUCAACACCUGCCGCCUCCAGUUCGACCACAGCUGUGGCCUCCUCUGGAACCGCAGCCCUCGCAGCCACCGCCACCGCCGCCGCCGCCGACGCAGCCGCCUCAGCCGCCCCGCCGACGGCACAAGCGCCCCGGGAGCCGCGCUACCCAAGGAUCUGUGUGGACCACCUGCCCAACUGGGUGGUCCAUUUCAGGGAAAUUAGCCGACUGCUGGGACGCUCGCCGGCCGCCGUCGCACGCGGAAGAGGCGUGCACUUUACGCCAAAGGACGGCAACGAAUAUAGGACAGUCCAGAGAUAUAUCAACACUCUGGACGUCCAAUGGCACUCAUAUUCGUUGCCGUCGGACCGUCCCUUGAAGGUGGCCAUCCGCGGGCUGCCGCCCGACACGGAGGAGGCCGCGCUUAAAGAAGACCUGGAGGAGAAGGGCUUCACCGUGGAAGCCAUCAAAGCCAUCCGGGGCAGGGGAGAUCGCCCCGGAUGUGUCUUCUUCGCCCUCCUGGCCAGAACACAGAACUGCCAGGAGGUAUUCACGGUUAAGGAGCUCCUUCACUGGCCGACCCUGAAGGUGGAGGCGUGGAGGGGGAAGCAGGGACCCGCCCAGUGCCACAGAUGUCAGUUGUUCCGACACUCGUCGGUCAACUGCCACCGAGCGACCGUCUGCGUGCGCUGUGGAGGGCCCCACAAGGCCACGGACUGUGAGCGGCCAUUGGACCAGCCCGCCACCUGCGCCAAUUGCGGUGGACCGCACCCGGCGAAUCACUCUUCGUGCCCGGUGCUGCGGCGCGAGGCCAGAAACAGACGGGCUGGCCCGGUCGCUCGCAGCGGAACCGCCCCCACGCCUCAAAACACCACGUCCGAAGCAGCAGAGGCCUCACUGAUGGCCCCCGCCAACCCACCGACCGCCAGGGGAGCAGAGCUCCCGAAAAAGAAAAGGAAGAAGAAGAAGAAGAAGAAUGCCGCCGCCGUGAGCUCUGCCCCCGUGGCGGAGGAAGAAGCGGCUGCAACCGUGCCGCCUCCCCCGGCACCUCAAACCGUUCCCGCGCCUGCCUCGGCUGCGCCGAUCCCGCCGGAGCACUUCUACGCACUGGUGCAGUCGGUGCAGCAGAUGCAGGCACUACUGGCCGCCCUCGUCCCCGCGGCCCCCCUCAGAGGCGUACCCACCCCUAACCUUUAA